CAAUUCACCAGAUCUUGGCAUCCAUGGCGGAUAAACACGGCCCUAUUUUCCGAAUCAGACUCGGCUCCCAACCAGUCGUGGUGGUGAGCGAUUCCAUAGUUGCUAAGGAAUGCUUCACGGCAAAGGACAAGGAGCUGGCAACUCGCCCCAAAUUCAUGGCGUCUGAAAUCAUGGGCUACAACUACUCCAUGUUUGCGAUUGCUCCAUACGGGGAGUACUGGGAUGGCGUGAAAUCAGAAAGAUAGUCUUGCUGGAGCUGCUGUCUAAUCGUAGAAUCGAGAUGUUAAGGAAGGUGAGGGAAUCCCACGUAAGAAAAGCCAUCAAACGUACCUUUGAUCACUGGUCACACAACAAGGAUCCAACUUCUGGGGCGGUGGUAGUGGAGAUGAGGGAAUGGUUUUCGAGGUUGAUCAUGAACCUCUCCAUAGCUAUGCUUUUUGGGGAGGAAGAAGUGGCAGAAGAAACCCAACUCUUGAAGUCCAUUGGGAGACUGUUUGAGCUGUUUGGAGAGAUGUUGGUGUCAGAUUUUAUUCCCUGGCUGAGAUGGAUGGACAGAGGGUACGAGAAGGCUAUGAGGAAGACUGCUGAGGAAAUAGAUUGCGCUGCAGAUAGGUGGAUUGAGGAGCACAGAAGAAAAAGAAAUCAAUUGAAAUCUAAAGAAGAAGAAGACUUUAUGGAUGCCAUGCUUUCUCUAUUUGAUGAUCCAUCCAACCAAACUCAUCAUCCUCUUGGACUUGAUAAUGAUGUCAUUAUCAAAUCUACUUGCUUGAACUUGCUUGUAGCUGCCACUGACACAACUAGCGCAACAUUGACAUGGGCUCUCUCCUUAAUACUGAACAAUUAUGAUGUGUUGAGGAUGAUCCAAGAUGAGCUAGACACCAAGAUUGGAAAACAUAGUGCCAUUAUUGAUGAAUCUGACGUAAAUCAAUUGAUUUACCUCCAAGCUGUCGUGAAAGAAACAUUGCGUUUAUAUCCACCAGGUCCACUCGCUCUACCCCAUGAGGCUAUAGAAGACUGCACUAUUAAUGGCUACCACGUUCAGAAAGGCACUCGUGUAAUACCAAACCUUGCAAAGAUUCAUCGCGAUCCAAAAGUAUGGGUAAAUCCUAAUGAAUUUAGGUCAGAGAGAUUCUUGACUACUCACAAAGACAUUGAUGUCAAGGGCAAUCAUUUUGAGAUAAUUCCAUUUGGUAGUGGUAGAAGAAUGUGCCCUGGUAUAACUCUGGGUUUACAGAUGGUGCAUUUGAUACUUGCUUGCUUGAUUCAAAGCUUUGACAUGCAAAGACCAUCAAUAGAGCCAAUUGAUAUGGCACAAAGCCCAGGAUUAACUAGCCCCAAGGCCACUCCACUCCAUGUUCUCCUAAUACCACGCUUGGCUUCAGAUUUGUAUGGUUAAUUAAUGAAUAUAUAAGAGAGAUUAAUUCUAUUAU
Ipomoea nil (Japanese morning glory) is the source of this 1430-nucleotide messenger RNA. RefSeq names its product cytochrome P450 82A4-like. The record is from RefSeq and is a predicted model, not a curated record. Bases 281 to 1396 code for a protein of 371 amino acids. Gene Ontology annotation, molecular function: oxidoreductase activity, acting on paired donors, with incorporation or reduction of molecular oxygen; iron ion binding; monooxygenase activity. The transcript is spliced from 2 exons. Gene Ontology annotation, biological process: defense response to other organism. Lineage: Eukaryota; Viridiplantae; Streptophyta; Magnoliopsida; Solanales; Convolvulaceae.